AUGGGCCGCGAGACUUCCGCCGAGUUCAAGAAGGCGUUCGAGGACGUCAAGAAGCUCGCUGCCGAGCCUACCCAGAACGAGAAGCUUGACCUCUACGCCUACGCCAAGAUCGCUCAGGGGGAGGAUGUCGAGGCGAAGAGGAAGUCCCUCGGCAUGUUCGACAUCAAGGGCAAGACGAUGACGAACCACUGGCAGAAGAAGCUCGACGAGGGCGUCACCCCCGAGCAGGCCGACAAGGCGUACAUCGAGCUCGUCGCGCAGCUCCAGAAGACCUACGGCACGAAGUAA
Molecule: messenger RNA, 288 nt
Organism: Lasiodiplodia theobromae
Lineage: Eukaryota; Fungi; Ascomycota; Dothideomycetes; Botryosphaeriales; Botryosphaeriaceae
Product: Acyl binding protein
Exons: 3
Coding region: 1-288 (95 amino acids)
Biological process (GO): fatty acid metabolic process
Molecular function (GO): long-chain fatty acyl-CoA binding
Source: RefSeq, a predicted model, not a curated record